CAGGCAAAACUGCUUACGCCGAGUACGACAUGUUUGCAGUUACGAGCGAGAGGACUAAGUACAAAUUGACUCUUGGAUCAUACUCAGGAACUGCUGGUGAUUCUCUUUCUAUUCAUCGUGGUUCCCCCUUUACCACCAAAGAUCAGGAUAAUGACAUCAAGAUCAGUAAUUGUGCUGUGGAGUUUAAAGGAGCCUGGUGGUACAAGCACUGUCAUCAGUCCAACCUGAACGGUCUGUAUCAUCACGGAAAACACUCAUCAUACGCUGAUGGUGUCAACUGGUAUCACUGGAAAGGACAUCACUACUCCGCCAAGAGAGCUGAGAUGAAAACCAGACCAGUAAAGUUUUAAGAACUCUUCGCCUUUUUUCUCCUUUGUCUACAAAUAAAAGUUUGUAAAUAUGCUCAAAUUACACUGAGAUUAAAUGACAGAG
Molecule: messenger RNA, 432 nt
Organism: Orbicella faveolata
Lineage: Eukaryota; Metazoa; Cnidaria; Anthozoa; Scleractinia; Merulinidae
Product: ryncolin-4-like
Source: RefSeq, a predicted model, not a curated record